UUUGAAAAAGGCAUUCAAACAUGCGAUUGUUGACCUUGUGUAAAAACAUAAAUAUCAAAAUUAAGAAAAAAAUUAUAAUUUAGAUCCCACGUUGCUUAGGUAUUACGUACAGAAAAAAAUAAAGGCUGUCAGAGAUUAUGUGAACAAUGUAAACGUAAUACCAACGUAAACUGUGAGCAGUCAAAAUUUCCGUGUCUGAAACAAAGUGUUUUCAAGCAUCACGCCAAAAAUAUUUUUGCGAUACGUUCCAUAUGAUAUACAGUUCCUCUACAAUUAUGGGUCAGUCAACGUGUGGUCUGAAUGUUCAAAAAUGGAUAUAAAAUCGCAAAUAUUAUCAACUACGAAUGUUUUACUAUCUAUCUCUGUGUUCUGAUGUGUACUUACGAUCAACAAUUAGUUUCACUGCAGUUGAUGCGUGUAAACGGUUGGUAAAAGACACAAUUAUGGGUCAAUUUUGGCAUUCAACAUCAUUUCGUCUAUAAUACCGUCAAAAUACAUAACGCAAGUUAUUUUAUUGUUGUAAAAGCUUGUUAAUAAGUUAUUUUAUUUAGUCUUGAUGCAUUAUCACGUAAAAGUAAUAAAAAUAGUCAAAAUAUAGACUGAUCCACAAUUGUGCACCGCAAAAUGUAACAUUACUACAAUUAUGGGUCACUUCACUUAUUGCACCUAGCACAGUUAUAAUUUUUAGGGACAUUUUCAACUUUAAAUCAUUUUAAUCGUAUAAAUGAGGCUACAAGUGAGUUGCAAAAAAUACCACUGCUAAUGAAAAUUGUUCAGUUUCUUGAGAAUAGACGUAUUUUCUUAAAAGUGACCCAUAAUUGUAGCUGAUCCAUAACUGUGAAGGCAUUGUAGUUGCAGCAAAAUUAAAUUAAGUUGUAUUACUUAAAGUGUGCAUGGGACAUUAUCUACAAGGAAUGUGUGCCUGUCAUCAUUGAUUAUGGUCAACGUUGUGAUUAAGGGGUUAUCUACCUUUUUGUUCGAGAAAAAAGAGCAAAGUUUGGGAUUUCUUGCGGUGUUUACGAUAGUGACGCAGUUGAUCAACUGAAAUAAAAAAACCCAUGUAAUUUCAUCAGUUUAGAAGUGUGCCGGGUAUCUGAACGAUCGUUUUCAUAAGUAUUGUAUUUUCAGUGCAAACGGGAACGCUUUUCCAGAAAAACACGUUUUCAGCGCUGAAAGAUGCAUCAAUUUUUUUUUGGCAGAGUAAACUUCGUGUAUCAAAAAAGGAGUUCAACGACCGGGAAAUUUUAUAACGAACAACUAAAAAAAAGAGAUGGCGAAAAUCAGUUUAGUAGUUUCAUUGCAAUCGUAAACACGGCAAAGUCAUUUUUAAGAAACACCAUUCCGAGGCAAACGCUUAUGGAGAUUCAAGUUUAGCCUAUGCGGCCGUGGCGAGGCGCGCUGCAAAUCGCGCUAACUUUCUCCCUAUUGUGCAGAUCUUUGUGAAAAUUUGUAAAAAUGUUUUCAAGAUGUUGUAAUUUAAGAUAAUGCAACAGAAAAAAAGAAGAAAAUGAUAUUGUUCCACCAAUAUUGGUUCAAAGUCUCGCUUAAAUGGUUCGUCUCUAAUUACCCUAGCGCAUUCGUUGUUUUGCUUUCGUCUCGAUUAGACGCAAAUUGUUUAUCUUCGUUUGAUUCGCAAAAUAACAAUACACGAGUUAUCGUACGGGUGUUUUUUUUUUGUCGAUUAGUUCUUGUGCUGUGCGAUAACAAUAGCCUGCAGUAUUGUGGAUUUCAGGAUAAUUACACGAAUCACGAUCAAAUUAACUUGAACCCUUCGAACCCCGAAAUGAAGUAAAUGAAGCAGUCCAAAAAGUAUAAUAAAUCUGGCAACCAUACUGUAUAUAAAUAUUAAGCGACAAAUUCCGGCAUCACAAAACCGCUGCCAGCACUUUUUUCGUAAAAAUCAUUGUUUUUUUUCUGUUUGGUGUUGAACAUUUGGAGCAUGCACUUUAUGUGAAAAAUUGAAAUCCUGGAACGCAUCAAUUUCGUACAAUGGGGGAUACAGAGGAAAUCGAUAAGAAUGCUCACAACCUCGAGAAUGAAAUGAUGGAGAUUGGAGGACGAAACGAAUAUGAAUAUUCCGCAGAGCCGCUGCAGAUUGACGACGAUGUUUUGUACGUUUCGGAAUACCUGGAAGAUUCGGAACAUCCGGCACAUUAUUUUUGCUCGGAUUUUAGUAUUGAGCCUGAGCCAUCGACUUCCAAGGGUCUACCAGCAAAAAAGGCAAAGAUUAAUCGGAGUUUCUGCGCCAACAUGAAGAGUAUAACGGCAGUAUUGAGCGGAAAGAAGUUCAGAUUCCAAGCCCCAGUUUACUUGAGGAAGUUCAAAAAUCAAAAGUCAUAUGAAAACUGCGGGACGGUUAACGUUGAUGGAGACACAACCGAAGAAGUUGUUCUAAAAAUUUGGGAGUUCUGUUCCAAGUUUGUUUAUCGUGCCGUUUCUUUCUCGGAACCGUCCGAUUCACGAGCUGACCCUAAGUGGGCUGAAUUUUCGCCGAAAUACGAUGAACGUGAUACAUUUAUUAUUUUUUAGGAUAAAUCUAGCUAGAAAAACAUUGCUCCCUCUAAAGUAGAUAGCAAUACUUUGGCAAAUUGGCUAGUAAAAGAAGUUUUCGUAAUCGUAUACAAGUACUCGUAAUCAGUUACAUGUCUUGAGAAAUGGCGUCUUGUUGAAAACCAGCUCCUUUGCCCAUUAGAAACUGACCGUUCGGGUGCGGAAUCUUUAACUUCCAUAAACCGGCUGAAGGAGGAGCUCAAACGCAUACACGGAAAGUACCUAUCAGGUGACGACGUUAAUUGGGAAUGCUGGGCAUGUUGGAUACCGAGCAAGCCGUAUGACCAACGAGAAGAUUUGAAAAACCAGGCGCCUCCCGAAUAUCUUAUGAACCUUUUUUGCAGUGUACCUGUCCAAAGUGACACAAUUUUGGUAAAAGCAAGACUUGAUCUACAGGUGGCCAGCACGGUUAACUCUGCAUUCCGAAACAUACUCGGCGAACUGAAAAAUGAUCACCAACAAGCGAGCAACAUAUUGAAUAUUAUGGGAGAAAGGAUUUCGAUGAUGGAGGCUAAGCAGAAAGAAUACGACGACAUGUUAGCAGCAAUGAACACUUCAGUGAGUGUGAAGGAGAAUAAAUUUUCGGUUUUUUUUUUCUUCAUCUAUAAUUUAUUUGACACGGCACAAAUACAAUUUAAUGU
Molecule: messenger RNA, 3191 nt
Organism: Wyeomyia smithii (pitcher-plant mosquito)
Lineage: Eukaryota; Metazoa; Arthropoda; Insecta; Diptera; Culicidae
Exons: 2
Coding region: 1990-2529 (179 amino acids)
Source: RefSeq, a predicted model, not a curated record